Messenger RNA from Cyclopterus lumpus (lumpfish), 8220 nucleotides. RefSeq names its product meiosis regulator and mRNA stability factor 1. Gene Ontology annotation, cellular component: peroxisome; cytoplasm. Gene Ontology annotation, molecular function: CCR4-NOT complex binding; RNA nuclease activity; mRNA base-pairing post-transcriptional repressor activity. NCBI's taxonomy places the organism in Eukaryota, Metazoa, Chordata, Actinopteri, Perciformes, Cyclopteridae. Gene Ontology annotation, biological process: post-transcriptional gene silencing. The record is from RefSeq and is a predicted model, not a curated record.
GACAGCUGUGCGGGCUUUCUGGUAAAAGUAGGUUACAAAAAGGUGCGGGGUUUCUUGAGCGCUCGAUAAGAGGAACAACAGUCUUUGGAGGAGGAUGUGAAAGAAGAGCCCUUCCUAGGAAAGCAUGAGAGAGAAAGGAAGUGACAAUAUGGUGAAAGACCACUCUGGGUUGUAUAAUGGAUGGAGUGGUAAAGGAAAGAUCCAUAUGCAGCGCGAGACCCUUCCCUUGGCUCAGUCACCCCAAAACGGAGGCCUCAACCCUGCUAUGGAAACUCAAAGACUGCUUCCCCAUCAAUGAGACCACCUCCGCUCAUCACGCAGACAAAGAAAACACUUGCAUGGAUAGCAAAAAGGCUGUGCUGGAGCUGAAAGAUGUACCUCCUCCUCCACACCAUACAUCCUCCUCCCAAUCAUCCCAGCCCUUCUCUCUGGCCCCUCUUCCUAUGCCUCCUCCCUGCUUGCCUCCUUCUCCGCUUACACAAGACUCCCUCCAGCAACCACCACAAUCACAGCUGCAACAAGAGGGGGCUAGCCCUAACGUAAGCAUUUACACGCACUGUGACUAUUGCAGCACAGAUGGCUAUGGGUUAUCAGGUGGUGGAAGUGUUGUUGAUACCAGCAGCAGCAUUGCUGGUGUUGUCUCGCUCUAUAUGGCCCCAGGCUCUCUAGGAGCACCCAUCAAAACCAGCAGUAUUGGUAGGUCAGGCAUUUGCUCUGUAGCUUCAUCUGUUCAUCAGUAUAAGCACAUUAGCUGCAGAAGCGGAGGUGAAGUUCUUGAUUCUUUGCCCACUCUUGGUUACAAACCUCCGCUGUCCUCCUCUGUCGCUACCUCUCAGCCCAUUUCAUCACAACCCUACCUCUCCUGCUGCUCAGGCCUUCUCCACACAUAUCCAGCUGUACCUCUUCCAUGCAGUCAACCCAGCCUGUUUCGCUCCUCAGCACUUCUGGCUUCCCCUCUCCCCUGUGUAUCCUCUCUACCCACUCCCUUGCAUGGCUCUUGCCUGGCCUCUUCUGGCUACUACACUUGUGGUGUGAACUGCUGCCCAUCAGCCAGAAGAUCCCAGAGAACCACAUUCGGUGAUCACCCAACCAUCACCACUACAACCACCUCAGCACACAUCUGCUCUAAUCCUAUGCACCUAAAUGUAGAACGCACGGUUUGUGUGAAGGGGGCACACUACUGCCAGGAGUGCCUGUUGAAGCCCAUAAAUGGUCUGCCAUCAGACUUGGAAAAGGUAUGGCCCAAUGCACCUAUACCCCAGACUGCUCCUAUCCCCAUUCCCAUUUGUAAUGGCUGUGGCACCUCCUCUGAUAGCAUGAUGCUCAUGCCGUCAGCCAGCUUUGGCAAGACUGGCCAGAAGUAUGGUUCGCCAGAGAAUGGCGGUCGAAACAUCCCUCCGGUGGGUGUCUUCUGGGACAUCGAGAACUGCAGUGUGCUAGUACGCUCUGCUGGAGCUGUGGUCCAGCGUAUUCGCAGCCAUUUCUUUCAGGGCCACCGUGAGGCUGAAUUCAUUUGUGUCUGUGAUAUCAGCAAGGAGUGUAAAGCUGUCAUCCAAGAGCUUAACAACUGCCAGGUUACUGUUGCACAUAUCAACGCCACAGCCAAGAAUGCUGCAGAUGACAAGCUUCGCCAGAGCCUGAGACGCUUUGCUGAGACUCACACGGCACCUGCAACUGUUGUACUAGUAUCCUCGGAUGUGAACUUUGCAAGUGAGCUGAGUGACUUGCGUCAUCGUCAUGGUUUCCAGGUAAUCCUGGUCCAUGGCAGCCAUACAUCGCCAGCCCUACUGCAGCAUGCCCACCGCCACGUGGCCUUCCAGGAGAUCACAGCUGAUCUGCCACCACGUAUGCUUGUCAAAGCACAGCCCAGUUUCAACCUCCUCUAUGUGCACAACCUCCCUGUCAUCUGUGACAAGAGCCUACGGAACGCUGUGAAGCUCAGGCUACGCCGCCUAUCAGACAACUGUGGUGGCAAGGUUACUGGGCAUGGCCCAGGGCACAGCAGUCCUCCCGUUUUUGCAGCAUUGAGGGCAGCUGCGCGUGCCCGCAAGCGAAUGGAAAAUGAGGAUGUAUUUGGCCGCCGAAUCAGCAUCUCCUUCUCCCCACGUCCCAGAGACGACGCAAGUCCUGAGCAUGAGCUGCAGUCUCGGCCCCAGAACUAUCAAAACCAGGAUUUAAUGUUUGACCCACCCCCAUCCCUAUCCUCCUAUUCCUUUCUGCCCCUGGGGAUGCCAAGGUCACCCAGGAGGCCACGGCGAGCAACCCGCUUGUGCCAUGCCCCUGGCCCGGUGCCUGAAAGGCCCUACAGCCCCAGGAGGGGGUGCAGUGGGCCUCCCGGUGGUGCUCCAGCCAAGCCCCAUCAGGAGCUGGGUAGCUUGGAGGGCAAGUCCAGAAUGAGCUUCCAUCACCUGGAGAAAGAACGUGCCGCUUCCUCUUCCCCCCACAGUAAUGGGGAUACAGGAGCCAUGGAACAGCUGUCCAGGCCUGGCCUCACUGGAGAAUCUAUGUACAGGAGGAGAAGAGAAGGCUCCUACCCUCGCAGUGUGACUGAAUCCCCUACAGAACAAGCAGACAGGAGCUCAGAGGACUUCCAGAUUAGUACACCCUCAGCCUUCAGCAAGUUGAACCUGCACAGGAGCUUCAGUCCCCUUAUCCUGUCACAGAGCUCCUGGUCAUCCAGGAGUGCAUCGCCCUGCUUGUCCAGCCGGUCCUCACCCCUCCUGGCUGCCACUCGUAGUCCGUGUCCAGAAGGUCCAACCGAACCUUUCUCAGAUGGGGCAGAGGUCCAGGUGGCCAACCUGGACUACAGAAUGUCCCGCAAGGAUCUGCAGCAGAUGCUGCAUGACACCUUCUCCCGUUAUGGACGGGUGAAAGCUGUGGAGCUUAGCCCCCACACUGACUAUCAGCUGAAGGCCACAAUCCAAAUGUUGUCCUUGCAGCAGGCCAUAAGUGCAGUCAGUGGCCUGCACCGUUAUAAGAUCGGAGGCAAGCGCAUUCAGGUGUCUCUGAUCACUGGUGGUGGCAACAAAUCCCUUUCCAUGCUCAGCACAGAGAUCAUCAGCAUUCUUCAAGAUGCACCGGCCAAUUGCCUUCCACUCUUCAAAUUUACAGAGAUCUAUGAAAAGAAAUUUUCCCGUAAGCUUGUGGUUGGGGAUUUGUACCGACUGCCGGAGGUGGUGGCAAUGCGGGAACAGGGAGGCUCAAGGCUUGUGUGCCUACUGCCCAGCAGCCAAAUCCGUCAGAGUCCACUGGGAUCUUCCCACUCCCAGGAGGGCUCCUCCUCUGCUAGCGGCAGCCCCGUGGUGUUUGAGGAGCUGGAGUACCAUGAACCUGUCUGCAGAGAACACUACACACAGCGGGACUUCAGUGAGGCUGACUUUGACCCUGACUCUUAUAAAAUACCUUUUGUUGUGAUGUCCCUGAGCACCAUAGCAUCUGAGGUCCACGGUCUUUUGCAGUCACAUGAGGGAACUCUUCCGUUACUCAGUUUUCCAGACUGCUAUGCAGAAAAAUUCAGCCCUCUACAGCUGGGUAAUGAGACGCUUGAGGGUGGUGUUCCUCUGGAGCACCUCAUUACCUGUGUUCCCAGUAUCACAAUUGUCACAGCUCUGAAUGGCUUCAAAGUCAUCAAGUGGAUCCACAACAAACCACCAGCACCAAAUUCCGAGCCAUGGAUUCAGCGCUGCAAGAGUCCGGUUGGCAAUCCACAGCUCAUCCAAUUCAGCCGUGAGAUUAUUGACUUGUUAAAGAGUCAGCCUUCUUGCCUCAUGCCCAUGAGCAAGUUCAUACCCUCAUACCACCAUCACUUUGCCAAGCAGUGCCGUGUCUCUGACUAUGGCUACUCCAAGCUGCUGGAGCUACUGGAGGCUGUUCCACAUGUCCUGCAGAUAUUGGGUAUGGGUACCAAGCGUUUACUGACUCUGACUCAUCGUGCUCAAGUGAAGCGCUUCACCCAAGACCUUCUCAAACUACUUAAAUUUCAAGCCAGCAAACAAGUCUCAAUCAAGGACUUCAUGCAGGCAUACCAUUGGUGCUUCUCUAGAGACUGGAGGAUAAUCGACUAUGGCACAUGUGACCUGAUGGACCUGCUGACUGAGAUCCCAGACACCACCAUCACUAUUACACAUCAGGACAUGGAUACAGUGAUCUCUGUUCCCAGGAGAGAGCGUACAGUGGAGGAAAUGGAGCGCACUAAACAGUUUGGGAAGGAGGUGGUGGACCUUCUUCGUCACCAGCCUCACUGCCGAAUGGCCUUCAGUAAGUUCAUCCCAACAUACCACCAUCACUUCGGUCGUCAGUGCAAACUCAGCUACUACGGCUUCACCAAGCUCUUGGAGCUCUUCGAGGCAAUCCCAAACAUAGUGAUGGUGUUGGAGUGUGGGGAAGAGAAAGUGCUGACUCUGACGGAAGUGGAGCGAAUCAAGGCUCUGGCAGCUCAGCUGGUCAAGCUGCUUCGGGCUCAGAAGAACUCCAGCCUUCCCGUCAGCCAGCUGCUCACGGAGUACAGCAAGACCUUCGGUUAUGGUCUCCGCCUGCAGGACUACGAUGCCAGCUCCCUGCCGGCUCUGCUCACCAAACUCUGCCAUGUUGUCAAGGUGGCGGAUGGCUUGGGGAGUCGGGAAGUGCAGUUGAUCAACAGGAAGUCUUUGCGCUCACUGACCUCCCAGCUGCUGGCACUGCUCAUGUCCCAAGAGGAUGAGCAGGUCACCAGGGGUCUCAAAGUGGAGGAGCUGAGCCAGCAUUACCUGACUGUCCAUGGAGCCCCGCUCAACCCAUGUGAAUAUGGGUUCCUCUCUCUCAGCGAGUUGCUAAAGAGCCUGCCCUACCUGGUGGAGUUGUACCAUGAAGAAAAUGAUAAUGACAACAAAGCUGGCAACACUGCCAGUAGUUAUGGUGAGGAGUGGGUGAGGCUAACCAGACUUUACCAGUUCGCCCGUAACGUUCGUGGCCUGCUCCACACCUACCAUUACACCCAGAUCUUCCUGACUGAGUUCCAAGGGGCUUAUAACAAAUUUACAGGCUGCAGCCUUGAACCACGUUCCUACGGAUACACCUGCACUGACGAGCUGCUCAGCGCCAUUCCACAGGUGGUCUGGAUCAAAGGGCAUGGUCACAAGAGGAUUAUCGUUUUGAAGAACGAUAUGAAAGCAAGGGCAAGCCCUUCAGUUCCCUGCAGCCCCCCACCAGGAGAGAACAUGGAGAGCCCAAGAGACAGCCCGAUUAGCAACGCAACUUCUGGAACCCAGAGUCCAGAUCUACUGUGUGGUCCUGUACCAUCCUGCCUACCGUCACCUCAGCUCCACCCAGACCCUGUUCUCCUUCAGGAGACGGACCUGAUUUACUUUGAGGAAGAAACUCCAUCAGUGCGUAGUGAACCUGAAGUGGCAGCUGCUGACGGCACAUCUGAUCGGCCCGGCAUCACGGACGCCAAACCUCCUUCCCCGCCGCCUAACAUGACGUGCACCAUGUCAAUGGACAGUCCCAGCAGAAGAGCCACACGCAGCAGAAUUAAGCUAGCUGCCAACUUCUCAUUCACAGCAGGCCUCUGAUCCUCUUCACACAGCACACAAAGCAAUACGAGCUCACACACCGUGUAACUCUAAAUACAAGAGUUGACCAGCUACAGGGAACAGAAGUGACCGCAGAGAAGCUUUGGUGUCGUCCCCUCUACAUCCUUCGACAGGCUGUUGCUUUCUUCUUAUUCACUCAUCGUCCAUCUUUGUUCUUUGUUUGCUUCUUUCACAAUCAGUGAGUUCUUCCGAUGUUCACCAAGCUGUGAUUUUCUUCUUGCAGAUUUACUGCAAUUCUUUAGUUCGACAAAUUCAUCGACUGAAGCCUGUGUUUGCGUUCACCUCAAGGAAAGUUAAAUUAUAUUUCUGUUGCAAAGCCGCAUUGUCAAAGAAUGCGAGCUGGCUUACAAUGAAUGAAGAGUCUAAAGAUGAGUUGGUUGCCACUGUCUACAAAGCAUUGGGCAAUGUGAGAAAAGCUAGGGACGACCAAGUUUUCUAUGUUAAAUCCAUGAAAUGUACUUUCUCAGAUUAUACAAUUGACAAAUAACAGAAGAUUUAUAGAGAUAUUUUGUUCAUGUGCCAUAUUGAGGAACCUCCGUGUACUACCUUGUUGUAUCCCUUGGAGAUGGAGCAUUUAAUUUAUGACAUUCAUUUUUAAAUUCCUGUGAAAUUUUGGAGUGAUUUUGCUUUGUAGUAACCUUCGACACGUCAUCCAAACUGGACGUUAAGCACCUGCCUGUUUCAGUCUUCUAUGGGAAAAGCACUAAGGAAUUCUAUUCUCUUCUUUUGUCUUAAGUAGCCCAACGAUAGUAUUUUCAGUUCCUUUUAUAUUAUGCAGAGUAUUUAGUUGUCUGUGGAAGAGUUUGGCCUAAAUGUGUGUGGUGUAUUUGGUGGCAAUUUAAUGUUGUAACUGCACAUUGGUGUCCAUCGUUCAGGUUGUGACUUUUGUUAACAAAAGCUAACGAAUUUUGAACAUAUCGAUGGCACUGUUUGGAUUAUUGAGACAAGCACUGCUCUCAGGAAUUUUUUUAUUCUUGUUGUACUUUGACUUAAUUUAUUGCAGAGAACUUUGGCUGGUCUUUUCAGGGCCACUAAAGAAGGCCUAAAAGGGGAAAAGGCCAACUCUUUAAUACUCCGGCCAGAUGUGUGCUCCGGCAGCAGGAACUGAGAUACUUUGAUUGUUCGACUUUAGCCGGCAGCCACUGUUUGUUCUUUUUAGCUGUGUUUUGUGUGUGGUUUACACUGGACCAGGUGGUGUGAAUUAUGCAUGGUGUGCAUAAAUGAGUUUAUGCUGGUGUAAGCCCAGGAGGAGCAGACAGGAACAGAAGAUGGUAAGACAUUCUUUAAGAUCAGUCUUUUAUUUCCACCACGUUUUAGGGAUUUUGGAGUUGGCUUCACCCUUGCAGUCGCCACAUAAAUAAUGCUCAAGGUUUUUAGAGUUAACCUUGUUGCUGGUCAGCACUGUCUGUGGUGCUGUCCAUGCCUGAGUUGAAGAGUUCAAGGUGAGCACUCUUGAGUUUUUGAUUUUUUUUUUUUAAUGACGAGGUGGCUGGUUGUGAUUUUUAGGGGAAAGAGAUGGGGCGGUAAGCUGUUUGUGGAGCACCAUGGAGGCUCUGGGCAGCCUCCUGAACAGACUGACGUGUACAAAGAGGCCCUCUGCGGCUCUCUGGAACCUGCCGGGCUUUUACAAUGGCUUGUAUUUGCCACGGUGCCAAAGGAAUUGCCAUCGUAUCUCCCCAUCGCCCACAACUUACAUAGAGGAGUUUUUACUUACUGAUGUGUUUUCUUUUUUUUCCAAUUUUCCUCUUUCAAGUGUUGACUAGACUGCUGGCUACUAAAUUGCCACCAAAUAAUGUCUGCUGCCAUGAAGUUAGCACGACCGAGGUGCCACUGAAGUCUGAGGGUUGUUUGUGUUCAGAGAAAAGGGCUAAAGAAUGGGUAAGAGCCCAUUUAAUCAGUUUCUGUCCAGUUCCAGUGUUUACCUCCUUUAGCCAGCGUUAGCAGUGUUAAUAAUUUCCUUUUCAAACUUGAAUUUAGACUUGGUAUGAAAAGCCUUUUUAAAGCUGAGAGAUUCCACCUGCCAACUUGCCAAAAUAACUGAAAUACCAAUCAAAAUGUUUUUAAUUAUAGCUGUUAGGGUUCAGGUCUCUCCUGCAAUGUUUUACUCACUGUCUUUGAUGAAGGGAUUCAUAGUUAAUGAUAGAAAGGGGCUGAAAAUAAUUUAACUUUGGCAGUACGGAUGUAUUCCUUUUUGUGACUGAGCAAACCCUGGCUCUCCCCAGAGUACUGCAGUGGCAACUAACUCAUGAAUACGUUUAACUUCUCUGUUUAGCUUGCGCGCUCUUUCGGUUAGAUCAGUGAGAAGCUAUUGUACCUGUCAAAAUAUGCACUUUUGCAUAGUUUUGGUUCAUGAAAUACAAAUGUGAAAUUGUGAGGGGCUGAAACUUGUUUUUGUGUCUUUACCUCUGUUUAACUGAAUCGGAUUCUGCUUCAACCAUUUUCACGUUGCACAACAAGAAAAUGUUUCCUUUAUUCAGCAGUGUCCUUUAAACUGCCUUGUGACCUAUUCCUUAUUGUCUCACUGUUUCCUCUACAUUCACCGCCCACCCCCCUCUGUCACACAGCUUUACUGCCUCGCCACAUAAAUCACUAACGUAACGUUGAAGGGACCAAAAAAAAGAUUUCUGUUAAUAAAUUUCACAAGCAUCAA